ACAUCUUUGUCCCAUGCAAUGACGUCAGUAACUUGACAGCUCAGUCGGAUUCUUGUUCUGUUCAAAGUUUUCUUCUCUAUAUUAACAGAGCGUUUUAAACACAAUGAGCUGAGAGUACGUUUGUCAUUUUCUGUAUAUAUAUUCCCUACUACACGUUGCACCAUGUCUUUCUUCGUAGAUUCAGUGAUCAUGAUCACUUCUCAGGUGCUGUUUUUUGGGUUUGGGUGGCUGUUUUUCAUGAGGCAGUUGUUUAAAGAUUAUGAGGUUCGACAGUAUGUUGUGCAGGUGGUCUUUUCCGUCACAUUUGCCUUUUCCUGCACUAUGUUUGAGCUCAUAAUCUUUGAGAUCCUUGGUGUAUUAAGCAGCACGUCCAGAUAUUUCCAUUGGAAGCUGAAUUUGUAUGUUAUAUUGCUAGUUCUAAUAUUUGUGGUGCCGUUCUACAUCGGCUACUUUGUGGUCAGUAAUAUACGAUUAUUGCAGAGACAAAGGUUGCUUUUUUCAUGCGUGGUCUGGUUCACAUUCAUGUAUUUCUUCUGGAAACUGGGCGAUCCUUUCCCUAUACUCAGUCCAAAACAUGGCAUUCUGUCUAUAGAGCAGCUGAUCAGUCGUGUGGGGGUCAUCGGGGUCACACUGAUGGCUCUGCUGUCUGGCUUUGGUGCUGUGAACUGUCCUUAUACAUACAUGUCGUAUUUCCUGAGAAAUGUGACCGACAGUGAUAUCCUGGCCCUGGAGAGAAGACUUCUCCAGACUAUGGACAUGAUUGUCAGUAAAAAGAAAAGGAUUGCCAUGACAAGAAGGCAAAUGUACCAGCGUGGAGAGGAGCAGAAUAAACAGACGGGAUUCUGGGGGAUGAUCAAGAGUGUGACCUCCUCACCAUCAGGCAGUGAGAAUCUUUUCGUGCUCCAGCAGGAAGUGGAUGCUCUGGAGGAACUCAGUAGACAGCUCUUCCUGGAGACCGUCGACCUACAAGCCACCAAGGAACGCAUAGAGUACUCAAAAACAUUUCAAGGGAAAUACUUCAACUUCUUAGGGUAUUUCUUCUCCAUCUACUGUGUGUGGAAAAUAUUCAUGGCCACUAUAAACAUCGUGUUUGACCGUGUGGGGAAGACUGACCCAGUGACCAGAGGAAUCGAGAUCACAGUCAACUAUCUCGGCAUCCAGUUUGAUGUCAAGUUCUGGUCUCAGCACAUUUCUUUCAUCCUGGUGGGAAUCAUCAUAGUCACGUCAAUACGAGGCCUUUUAAUCACACUCACCAAGUUUUUCUACGCUAUCUCCAGCAGCAAGUCCUCUAAUGUCAUUGUGCUCGUCCUGGCUCAGAUCAUGGGCAUGUAUUUUGUGUCGUCUGUGCUCCUGAUGCGGAUGAGCAUGCCUUUAGAGUACCGCACUAUAGUGACGGAGGUCCUGGGAGAACUGCAGUUUAACUUCUACCACCGCUGGUUUGACGUGAUCUUCCUGGUCAGUGCUCUCUCCAGCAUCCUUUUUCUCUACCUGGCCCAUAAACAGGCACCCGAGAAGCACAUGUCCCUGUGACCUCACAAGUGACCUCAUCAGAGAGAGACACACAGGACUGAAGUGUCUCCUUCUUUUGUCUCUCCUUUUAGAAGGACUUUUAUGCCUCUGUCCUGUAAUGAGCAUGAAUGGGUCUGUAUUUCCUGAAUCAGGAGGGGCCCAGAAACAAAGUGUUUAUUUGACUUUGGGUUCAGAAAAUGUUGAUUUGCUGUCUCAUUUAUAAAGACUCAUAUUAAUGGAGGGGACAGAAUGGUAUACAGUGUGGGUGUAGUUUCUCUCAGUGUAUUAUAUAUAUAUAUAUACACAGAACAUAACAUUUUUCAAACCAGGUGUUAUUAUGUUUACCACUGUAGGUGAACAAACUAAUUGCUCUCACUAGUUUGUUUGCCAUUAAACCAGCCACUCUUAAGCGAACUUUUAUCAUAAAUAGACAUCACAUAUAUAUCUCAGCAACACUCAGAGAUGUUACAGCAUACAGGUGGUCUCUUAUUUUUCUUUCAGGCCUUUUUUGUAACUAUUAAUCCAUGUCUCUGUAAUAAUUCAUACGUGGAUACUGUAUUGAGUGGGAGCCAUAAUUCUACUGAAAUCAUGUCAACUAGAAAAGGGUUAAGAAUACAUGCAUCAAGUUGCGGUUUUGUGUUAUUCAUUUGUGAAGGAUGGAAAGGUGCUUUUGAUUUACUAAAAAAGGCAUUGUCUACAUGGCAGAGAUGUAACUGUCUCCAAUCUAUGUUCAAAUACAGAAAGCUCGGAUUGCAAUUAAAAGGCUUUUUCAAGCAUUUUCUCUGUUUCUUAUUGGUAGAUUCGGCAGU
Carassius auratus (goldfish) is the source of this 2318-nucleotide messenger RNA. Its product is annotated as Golgi pH regulator-like. The transcript has 14 exons. NCBI's taxonomy places the organism in Eukaryota, Metazoa, Chordata, Actinopteri, Cypriniformes, Cyprinidae. Gene Ontology annotation, molecular function: voltage-gated monoatomic anion channel activity. Gene Ontology annotation, cellular component: Golgi cisterna membrane. Gene Ontology annotation, biological process: intracellular pH reduction. The record is from RefSeq and is a predicted model, not a curated record. The coding region runs from base 163 to 1530 and encodes 455 amino acids.